Pangasianodon hypophthalmus (striped catfish) is the source of this 1571-nucleotide messenger RNA. RefSeq lists its product as uncharacterized. Gene Ontology annotation, cellular component: cell surface. The record is from RefSeq and is a predicted model, not a curated record. The transcript is spliced from 10 exons. The coding region runs from base 2 to 1435 and encodes 477 amino acids. Lineage: Eukaryota; Metazoa; Chordata; Actinopteri; Siluriformes; Pangasiidae. Gene Ontology annotation, biological process: cell-matrix adhesion.
UAUGAGGUAUCUGAGCAUGGGGAAUCGCUCUCUGGGAAGUGCUGAAAUAAAUGCAGUUGGUUCCAACAUCUGUACUUUAAACAUCAGUGUACUGGAAAAUAUCAAUGCUGAGAGCCUAAAGGAGGUCCUGUUUCCAGAUCUUUCCUCAUGUACCAUUGAACAGAAAUCCGCUCUGUACAUCACAGCCAACACUUCAUUCAGCAAUCAGCGCAGCAAUGCCAAAACAUACUACCAAAUUAUGAGACCUUACCUGGGUGGAGCUCCUGUGGAGGAUAUACAAGCUCUUUCUACCCAGAACAUCAGUAUGGACAUCACCAUAUUCAUUAGUCUGGACCCUGCUGUUCUCAAGAUCUUGAAUGUGAGCACAGUGAGGGAUCUAAUGGGGGUAAACAUAGCUGAUCUGAAGCUGUUUGAGAACUCCUCAGUGGUUCAGUCCUGGGUGUCACGACAGAACCAAUCUGAUCUGAACACACUGAAUCUUGGCAUCAUCAACCACAACCCUUGUUAUGGUGUAGACAGUCACCCACUUGAUAGCGAGUUCGCAUCUGGAAAUGUUUCUGCAGUACUGUGUAACUUCAGCAUUCCUGCCUAUGCCUGUUCAUCAGUUGUUGUUCUAUCCUCUGAUGAUCUGGCCACACUGCUCACAUGCAAACUGCCAAGCAGCCUGAACUACUCUAAAGGCGCUUGGAAGCUUUUCUUCCAGAAUUUUCCUGGACCUUUGGAUGAUGUACUGGACAGGUUUUCAAACAUGACCCACAGCAGCAUUCGGCCUGACCCAAAUAUACUUGAUGCCAUCUGGGAGGUGAUAAUCAAGGACUUCACUGCAGCACAGCUGAUGAAUGCCACUUUCAUCACUGAGUGGUUCCAGAUGAGGCUCAGACCAUUUUUGUCAUCAGUGUCCACAGACUUUCUGUCCAGCCUCAGUUCCAAAAGCUUCAGCUGUGAGAGCUACCAGGCUGUGGUGGAAGCUCUUAGCAGUCAGGAAUCACUCAUGAAAGAGGAACAGAAGCAGUUGGUCUUUACUUCAUUCAUCUUUCCCUUCCUGUCAAGAGUUGACCUCCCAGACCCUGGCUGUCGUUCCAACACUUCUGGCAGCAAUAAGUGGCUUGAAAAGAACCUUGGCAAUUUCUCCAAUUAUGCCCCCUUGGAAAAGCUCAAAAUUCUAAAUGCAAAUUUCUCCAGCGUUGCAGUGUUAGGCUUACUGUCCAGUGAGCAGAAGGCACAGUUCAUCUUGCAGCCGGAUUCAGGAGUGUUGGGAAAUGACUCUGUGUUUAGAGAGGUGUUUAGCAGUGUGAUCACAUCUUUAGAUCGGAAUCAACUUGGCAGCUUCUUGACAGUCUUCCACCAGACUGCAAUACAAGUGAGGAUCUCUGUAGUCUACAAACCAGGGCACAUUUCUUUUCGCAAUAAGACACGUUUAUUCUAUGCAUACUAAUUGAUGGAGUCCGAGUGUGUCCAGACUGUUAAUCCGUGCUGCUGUGUGUUUGCAGAUGAACAUGACUAGCAUUCCUUCAGCAAUAUCAGACACCAUUCUGAACAUGACACUCUUGGAUCUGGUGCCUCACUUCCAA